This is a messenger RNA of Suillus clintonianus, 893 nucleotides long. RefSeq lists its product as uncharacterized. Lineage: Eukaryota; Fungi; Basidiomycota; Agaricomycetes; Boletales; Suillaceae. The record is from RefSeq and is a predicted model, not a curated record. The coding region runs from base 133 to 648 and encodes 171 amino acids. The transcript has 2 exons.
CUUGGAUGGGGAGAGAGCACAAAUCCAGCAUUGUCCAUUGCCCAAACUAGUCCACCUCAGUUCGCGUCUUUGGACGAAGCUUUCUCACAAAAUCAAUAUGGUGCGGACGGUUUAGAUGAUUUCAGCUCAGAAAUGUUCACCGGGUCAUUCAUUGGGUUAGCCUAUUGGCCUCGCAGAGGCUCUGUUGAUUAUAGCGACGGCAGUAGCGCUCCGCAAUCCAUCCCUUCCAGCGCUACUUCGUCCAAUGUCCAUAUCUCCCUCUCUGCGGGGGAUAUGUACCAAGGCGCAUCAGAGGAUUUUCAACAGCGUAUGCUGCUUGACCCUCAACGUCGAGGAGACUCCAUGUCCUCUUCCUCUGCGCCUGAAUCCCACGACCAGCAAUCAGAACAUUCUCGAGGCAGUGAAGAUGGUGUACCUUUUUUCUCAAAUGCAGCAAUGAACAUGCGACCUCAUUCCCCGAAUGCUACUCCGAUGCCGCCCAAGGCGCUGUCACAACAGCAGCUCAGAGACCGUGGCAUGUCCCUCUUUGCGUUGCCCACGCCUGGCUUGGGUCGUGAUAGCGACAUUUUGUGGAAGACGUUCAUGCGCACGCCCAUGAGUGGACCAAACUCAGAAGCGCCGUUUGCUUUCAGCAGUUCGGCGCUUUGAUGGAAGCGACGAUGAUCCCUCCGCCACUCGCAUGGCAUGAUCGGACUUGUACAGUCUACUUAUAUGUGCACAAUCACGGAUAACGUUUACCCCAGCGCUGGGACGCUUGUCCCAUGUUGAUGUAUUGACACGGUAUGGUUUUGCGGUACAUUAUUCUGCGUUGUAUUUUCAUAGCUUGUAGCUUCAAUAGCAUUUCAUUAAUGCUUUGUUUACUUUCAAGUUGUCUAAAUACAUCUCAUCCAUCG